AUGGUAGCCUGGUUUGAAAAAACCAAAGACAUUAUUUUAAGUCACAAGAAGGAAAAAGAUGAAGCCAUGACGAAUCUGAUAGAAGAUUUCUUUGAUGUCUUGAUGACUGUUCAUGAUUUCAAUAAAGAAGGUAAAAUGGAAGUGCUGGAAAACUUUAUUUUGAGGAUCUGUGCCCUCGUAAUCGACAUGAGAAUACAUAUGUGUAUUCAGCAGGAGGCCAUAAAAAAGUUGAAUGUUAUGCUUGACGGCAUGCCUCGAGACGCCAAGAAAAUAAUUUCCAAACGAGAAAUGUUGUCUCUCAUGAUUGAUAUGGGGAAACGGAUAUUAGAUGCUGGAGAUUAUGACUUUCAAGUAGCUAUCACAGAAGCUUUAUGUAGAAUGACCUCUGAAAAACAAAGACGAGAACUGGCUUCUCAUUGGUUUCCAAUGGAAUUUAUUGCUACUGCAUUUAAAAAGAUUAAAGAUUCUGAUUUUGAAACAGACUGCAGAAAAUUUCUCAACCAUGUGAAUGGCAUGCUUGGAGAUAAGAGAUUGGUUUUUACAUUUCCUUGUUUAUCAGUAUUCCUUGAUAGAUAUGAGCUACAGAUACCUUCAGAUGAAAAACUUGAUGACUUUUGGAUUGACUUUAAUCUUGGUAGCCAAAGUAUAUCCUUCUAUAUUUCAGGAGAUGAUGAAGAUCAUCAGUGGGAAACUGUCAGUGUGUCUAAUGAUGAAGUAGAAACAUACAAUGUAGAAGUGAAAGAUGCUAAGAAGAUCCUAACUCUUUUUCUGAAAACUACAAUGAAUGUUGGUAACAAAGAAGGAGAUCGACUGGUCUUCUAUUUUGAUCAUUUACUAGACAUCAUUGAUGUGACUAAACAAAUUUAUGGUACAAAUAAGUAUAGGGAGUUUACCAAGAAACAAGCAAUUUCAGUUGCUAAAACAGCAGUGCAUAUCAUUUUUGAUGAAAGUGGAUCACAGAUUCUAGUGCCAGAAAGUCAAAGUUCACCUGCCAAAACAGAAAAUUCUUUGAAUGUGGAUGAAAAAUCUAAACAACAAUUUUCUGAAAAUCAAAAAGAUAUGAUUCAUAAUGCUAAUCAAAAGGACAGUAGCAAUACUCAUUUUCAGAUGAUAACUCCUGGUAAAAAAAAAAUGUCUGAAGCAUCAAUGGUUAUUCCUGGUACAGAUAAACUGACUUUGAAGACCUUAUUAGCUGACACAUGUUCAGUUGAAGGAAGGAAUUCACACAGCUACCAAAGUGAUUUUCCUAAAUCUCAGCCAGUCACUGCCGUUGAGGCCGUCGAAAUGACAGAAAGUGAUGAGAAUAGCAAUAUGUUAGGAAAACAAAAUUCUAAUGGAGAUGUGGAUAUCAUUCCUGAUUCACAACCGGUUGGGAAAAUCGAUAAAACAUUAUUUCCAACUGUUUUGGAUAAUAGUUAUGAAAGUAACGUCCUCUUAAAAUGUACUUGCUGGACACCUGUAAAAAAUAUUAAAAUUUCUAGUAAAGAGAGUGCAGAUACAUCACCAGAAGAAACAUUUAAUCAAGACUUUUUUAGUGAAAGAGUCACUGACAAGUCCUCUCCUUCAUCAAUAUCUGAAAAUAUUGCACUAGAAAAAAAUACGGUAUCAGAAAAUCAGAAAAGAUUUUCUAAAUCAGAAAAUCUAAAUCAGAUUUUAGAUUUAAAUCGGAAAAGAAAAGGAGAUGUAGAAUAUAGCAAAAAGAAGAAAACAGAAGUGGAAACUUGUGAAACAAACAGAAGACAACCACUAAAUUCUAUCAGUUUAGAUCAGAAAAAUAUUGACGAAAACAAGGAAAAUGACUGGCAUAUUGAAUCUGAAACCUUUAAAUCAGUUCUUUUAAAUAGGACUAUUGAAAAGUCUUUAAUAUACACCAAGAAAUUGGUUCUGGCAAAAGAACUAAAUAAUGAUUGUUGUGAUAAAACCAUUUCUUCUGGAAUGAAUGCCAAAAGCAAUAGAAGACCUAUGAAAGGAAUGACAUCUGAAAGUAGAUCUUGUGACCUAGAAACAAAUAGAAAGAAAGAAAAGACAAAAGGAAAACAUUUUACUGAUGCAGCAGAAUCAUUGAUCAACCAAAUUAAUAAGAGAUACAACCAAAAGGAUGAUUUAAAUUUUUCAAGAAAAUUUAGAGAAUCUUUGAAUGAAAGGAAGAAUUCAAAUAAACCUGGUCUACUUAUCAGAAAGGAAAAAGUCCUGAAUAAAAACUCUAGACAAUUGAAGAGGACUACUUCUGUUAAAAUGACUUCUGAAUGUGCUUUGAACGAUGUUUAUAAUUUUCAGUUGAAUGGAGCUGAUGAUCCUACUAUAAAACUUGGUACAGAGGAAUUUCAGACUACUAUCAAAGAAAGUUCUAUAGCUAACUCAAAAAAGUCGUUAGGUUUAAGGAGUCAUGAUGGAAAUGAAGCUUCUCUGAAAGAGAAAGAUAAAAAAACUAGAACAAAUCACAGGAAGCAUCUCUUUAGUGACACAGACACAGACUAUAGAGGUGAUGACAGCAAGACUGACAUUAGUUGGCUAAAAGAAUCAAAUAAAAAACCCAAACCUCAACUGGUAGAUUAUAGCAGAAAUAAAAAAGUGAAGAAACCUCAAAAUAUGCGAUCAAGUCUAUCAGGAGAAGUGAAACUACCAAAAUCUAAGAAGGCACAAAAUACAGAUCUCAAGGUAAAUCAAAGAAUCACAGAAACAACAAGACCCCAACGUCCUCGAAGAGCAGGACUAGUUAAAAAAAACUAUAAAGAUUUCUCAAAUUCAGAAUCAGAAAGUGAAGAAGACUCUUUACCAGGUGUCCUCAGUAAAGAGAAAUUACAAGUUCAGGUUACAAAUAUACGUAACAAAAGUAAAACCACAAAACAAUUGAAAAAAGGCCAACAUGCUAUUUAUGCUGAAGCACAGGAGGAAAUAUCAAAGGAAGAGAAAAAAUCAUCUAAAGUAAAAGAUUGUAUAAGAGAAAAAAGACUUGACUCAUCACCGAUUCCCUUAUCUGGAAGCCCUGCAUCUAUAGAAAUAAUGAGAUGUUCACAGAAAACAAUUGAAAGAGAAUUUCCUCAAGAUUUUAUUACUUCACAAAAGUUUGCAUCCCCUUUUUCACAAAAUUCAACACCCGAAAGAACAGAAUCUGUAAAUAGUAGUGUUCAUGGCAUUACAGGCAAUAGUUUCUAUACUGCAAACGUGAGAAUUGAAAGCAAAUAUUUGAUGGAAUCACCUGAAAAUAUUGAUGAAAACUUGAUGUUUACAAAUAAACAUUUCUCAAGUCCUUUGUUUUUGCCAAAAAUUAAUUCAAUAAUAAUGGACAAAAUUGAUGAUAGUGGAAAAGAUGUAGAGAUACCUUACCAGAAUAUUCAAGAUUAUGACAACUCUAUGGAUUUAAGUAGUUAUGAUUCAGAAAAGCAAUUUAGUGGAUCAGAACUGAAAAAUAUUCAUGAAAAUUUUAUUCUAUGUUCACAAAAGGAAUCCCUUUCACCACAGUUUUCGCUGUCUAGUUCAAAGAGAGAAAAACUCUAUGACAUAUCUAUUGAUAUUCAUCAAAAAGGAUCUAAUAUACAUACAAAUCUCAAACGGUUAUGUACCUCUGAUAAUCUGAGUAAUUCUGAUGAAAUGGAACUAGAAGAGGAAGAAGAAAGAAGACUAAAUUUGCUUCCUCCAAAAUUGAUUAAAACAGAUAGUGACCAUGUUACUUACAAGGUAUCUGGGAGCAUAUCUACAUUAUCAGCCAAUGAGUUUUCUUUUCCUGGAGAGACUUGGGAGACUCAAAGUUCAGGUGUAGACGUAAUGUGCCAGAAACUAAACAAGGAGUUUAAAAAAAAAAUUCAGAACCAAUGCCAAAAAAUGGAUUAUUUUAAUAAGCUGUCUUUGAAAUCAGCUGAGCAGCAUCUGACAAGCAUCAAUGAUCACAUUCAUGAAUACAGAAUGAAGCAGCUUAAUAAGUUCCAAUUCAAUAUGAUGGAGGAGCUAGAGAACUUUGAAAAAGAUUCCCAAUCUUUAAAAAACUUGGAGCGAGAAUUUUCGGAGUUUUGGAAAAAAACUUGUCAGAAGUUAGGUGCCUAUAAGAAAAAUGAACAAAAAAGAGUUCACCUUCUGAAAACUUCAUUUGAAAAAAAUGUCUUUCACAACAUUGACUAUGAAGAAAAUAUUUUUACUUCUGAGAUGUAUUUGAUGAAAGAAGAAAUGAAAAGACUUCAAGAAAGACUUCUUAAGGAAAUGCAAGAAGAGGAGCUUCUUAAUGUUCGAAGAGGAUUAAUGACACUUUUUACAUCUAAUGAAAGAAAAUUUUAAUGCACAAAAUCUAGUAUUUAGCAAUAUAUCUAAAUAUCUUUUCUUUCUCUAUACAUCUUUACAAACAAUUAUACAAAUAAAAAAAAAAACAAACUCCAAUACUCCAGCAUGUACGGAUGGUAUACUAUUAAGUUAUGAACAUUAUCCAUUCCUUUUUAUGCUAAUAUAUUUCUCCUUAAUGAAUUAAUAAGACACUUAGACCAGCAUGGCACUUAUCCCAACCUAUUUUUCUGUCUUAUCCUUUUGUUUUAUUUACUGUGUUCCCACUAUUACUUGUAGGAGAAAAAUAUUGGGGCAGGUAAACUUUAUAAGAAGAUAGCUAAUUAUUUUAUUAGCUCUUUGCAUCACUGUAUUAAGAAUCAAAAUGAUGUCAAAACUUUUUUUAGGAAAUUGUAAUUUAUUGUAUAUAAAAACACUUUAAAAUUUGUAAGUAAAGUCAAACUUGAGGCUUUGAAAAUAUUAAAUCCAUAUUUUAAUCAUUAAGAAUAUAGCAAAGAAAUUGGUUCAUACUUUCAAUGAAGAAAAAUACUUUCCAAAUUAAAAUCAGGAAGUACUAUUUACUUAAACCAAAGCAGUAAUUAUUAUUUUAGCAACUCAGGUUCCUUCCCUAAGGAAAGAAUAUCUAGAAUAAAUUCCCAUUUCAACAAUUUUUCAAAGCUAUAUUUUCUUAGAAUACAUAGCAUGGGUCUGUCACUUUGUAAAGUAAUUUGUAAAAAUGAAUAUACACUGUUUACUUCAGUUUUGUAAUAUAAUUUAUUAAAAUUUAUUUUGAAUUU
This is a messenger RNA of Antechinus flavipes (yellow-footed antechinus), 5045 nucleotides long. It is a transcript of the gene SYCP2, whose product is annotated as synaptonemal complex protein 2. The transcript has 40 exons. The record is from RefSeq and is a predicted model, not a curated record. Lineage: Eukaryota; Metazoa; Chordata; Mammalia; Dasyuromorphia; Dasyuridae. Bases 1 to 4269 code for a protein of 1422 amino acids.